Messenger RNA from Ectocarpus sp. CCAP 1310/34, 973 nucleotides. The record is from the annotation of a GenBank genome assembly. Lineage: Eukaryota; Phaeophyceae; Ectocarpales; Ectocarpaceae.
UUGCUGUAGCUCUCUCUCGUUCCGCACACCCCUUGCCCCCCCUACGAGCAACGUAGGAAAUUUGUACGGCGUAGCCAUGGGUGGUGUUCAGCCCCUUAACAAGGUCAAUGUGGUCAAGAAGCGCACGAAGAAGUUUGCGCGGCAUCAGACCGACCGGUUUAUGCGGAUCAAAAACUCGAGCUGGAGGAAGCCGAAGGGUAUCGAUGGACGCGUCCGCAGGCGCUUCAAGGGAUGCCUGCCUAUGCCCAACGUCGGAUACGGAUCCGACAAGCGCACCCGGAACAUCCUCCCCAACGGGUUUUACAAGUUCCUCGUCCACAACGUGAAGGAGCUCGAGCUGCUCCUCAUGCACAACAGGAAGUACGCGGCGGAGAUCGCCCACAACGUCUCCUCGCGCAAGCGCAAGGAGAUCGUGGAGCGCGCGGGACAGCUCCACAUCCGCGUCACCAACGCCGGCGCCAAGCUCAGCGCCGAGGAGGACGCUUAAGCCUGCCUUUGUGACUUCGGGUGCUGUUACGCCCAUGGCUUCCGUAGAGUUUAGUUCUUAGUGCGAGACCGGUGUCUCUGCUGUUGUUUCGUGCGAGGGUGGAUCGACUCAACUCGAGCACAGAUUUUCAUCUUGUGUGAUGAAUUGAUGCAUGAAGAGCUUUUUUCUCUGGUGGCUUUAAGGGUGAACGCGGGAAGAGGGGGCACGGAUGAUUAUUUGUUUGUUAUUUCGUGGAUCCGUCUCUUUCCUGUGCCGGUGCUACGGGGGGCAUGGGGGGACAAGGACUAAUAUCGAGAGGUGUUUUUCCCAGUUUUUUUCGUGUCAGUCCAGCUUGCCAGAACGCCGAAUCACAUCUGUCGGGAGGUUGUUCCUCCAGGAUGCGCUUGUUAUCGCAAGCACAUCUGACCGGUGUCUGAACAUGAAUGUACCAUCGUUUUCGUUUUCUCCAUUCCCCACAAUGAGAACCGAACGCCUGGUAUAUCGAAC